Cynoglossus semilaevis (tongue sole) is the source of this 2784-nucleotide messenger RNA. RefSeq names its product meprin A subunit beta-like. Gene Ontology annotation, biological process: proteolysis. Gene Ontology annotation, molecular function: metalloendopeptidase activity; protein binding; zinc ion binding. The coding region runs from base 593 to 2677 and encodes 694 amino acids. The transcript has 19 exons. The record is from RefSeq and is a predicted model, not a curated record. Gene Ontology annotation, cellular component: membrane. NCBI's taxonomy places the organism in Eukaryota, Metazoa, Chordata, Actinopteri, Pleuronectiformes, Cynoglossidae.
GGAAAGAAAGCAGCAGCAAGACUGUGGAAGGACAACACAUCAGAAAGAAAAACAACGUACGUAGUGUACAUUAGUUAACACCUAAUUGUAUAUAGUCGCAAAGUAAUACAUUUUCUGAGGUAAUUAUUCUAUUUUUAAAUCAAAAUAUACAUUGCCACAACUUAGUAUGUCAAUAAAUCAGUCCCUGCCUAGUGACAGCACUGCUAAUAGAAUUCAUCAGGGAAAAAACGGGAUUAUGAUUAACAGAGUAGUAGUAGUAGUAGUGCGUCAUAGCCGUGGGAAACCACAACAUUACUGAUAUAUGAGGGUUAGGUAACGUCUUGUCAAGCUUCAUUUGGGGUUUUAUCGUAUGUUUUGGUGUUGGUGGUGCAUUUCUGUGCUCUUCUGUCACAGCUAUGCUAUGAUUCCUGAGGUGAUAAGCUGCGCACCUGAAGGCAGUUCUUCUGUUCACCAGAGGAGGAUAUUAGCUCCAGCUCCUCAGGGAGUCCCCGGAGUAUCUUGUCAUGUGUUACAGGAAACAUGGGUUUGUGUGUACUGUCACUGACAGGGGUGGUGGCACAGCUUAAAAACCAGUCUGCAUCUUGGACUCACCAUGACUCAACAACCAGACCAGCAGGAGAAAAAAAGAGCAAAUAUGAAGGGCUACAUUUUUCUUCUAGUCAACCUGGCCAUUUCAUCUCCCUUUCCGCAACGAAGCGAGAAGAGGCUUGAUAAAUCUAAUUUCACCUUUGAAGACAUGGAGGAAGGGAAGGACAUUUCAGAAAUAAACAAUGGACACAGCGAUAUUCUGCCUUCCAUAAAAUCCAGGUCUUCCUUAAGUUCUGAUGACAUCUUGUGGACAAUGCCCAUUCCAGUUGUUUUGGAUGAAAGUCUGGGGCUAAAUGCUGUAGGUGUCAUCCUGCAAGCCUUUGAGCAGUUCAGGUUGAAAUCGUGCAUUGACUUCAAACCAAGAGACCAGGAAAGGGAUUAUGUCAUUGUCCAAAAGUUGGAUGGAUGUUAUUCAUACGUUGGAUUGGUUGGUGGUCCACAAGAACUCUCCAUCGGCACAAACUGUGACGAAAUUUCUCUUGUGGAGCAUGAGUUUCUCCACGCGCUCGGCUUCUUUCAUGAACACACCAGAUUUGACAGAGAUGACUAUGUGACCAUUCACUUAGAGAACAUUUUAGCAGAUAACAAAAACAAUUUUGAGAAAAUCCCCCUAAGUGUGUCCACUGAUAUGGGGGUUCCGUACGACUACUGGUCAGUAAUGCAUUACGGCAAAAAGGCAUUCAGCAAUGGUGAUGGGAAUACAAUUACAACAAAGGACGCAAAGUUCAUCGACAUAAUUGGCCAAACACAGGACAUGAGUCCCAGUGAUACUCUGGAGCUGAACCGGCGCUACAAUUGCACAUCAACUGCUACAUUCUCUAUGCACUGCACCUUCUCCCAAGGGGAAAUGUGUAAAAUGAAGAAAUGUUCGCUGGGUAAUAUUGAAUGGAAAAUGGUUACACAUGCCAACAAUGGUCCCAGCUCUGACCACACAAGUCUACCCACUGGCAGCUAUAAUCAUAGUAGCGAUGACAGUCACUUUAUGUACGCUAACACAGCAUAUGGGAUGGAGGGAGACUCCGCCACCCUGGAGACUGACAGAAUGUAUAGCAAAGGCAAGUGUAACGUCCAAUGCCUCCAGUUUUACUACUAUCACCGUGGGAGCCAGAACGACACACUUAACAUCUGGAUCAGGGAGUUUCACGAUGAACGGGACCACAGAGGAUCCCGCCGACUCAUGGGACAGAUCAGUGGUCAGCACACAUCACACUGGCAAGUCCACCAUGUGCCCUUGAAUGCCACCACAGACUUUCAAGUAGAGUUUGAGGUCCGAAAAGGUGGAGGAUUUUCCUCAGGUGGCUUCUCGAUCGAUGAUGUCAACCUCUCCGAGACAGGGUGUCCACAUGUUACCCUUCAACUGAACAAUAUUGAAAAACUGUUGAACGCCUCUGACUCUGAAACUAUAUUCAGCCCACGGCAGUACUCCAAAGAUGGCUAUGCCUAUCGCUUUGCAGUAGUGCUAUCUGUGUCAUAUAUCGGACUGGGAGUACAACUGGUAUCAGGAAAAUACGAUAACCAACUGCAGUGGCCUAGCUUACACAAACAGGUGACUUUACAAAUGGUGGACCAGACACCCAAUCCUCGAAUGCAAAUGUCUAUGAGAAGAAGCUUCACGAGUGAUCCAGUAACAGACACCAGCGAAGGGAGUCGCUGGUACGAGAAUCCGCGUGAAGUUGGAGAGCAAUACGUUGAUAAAAAUAAUGAAACUUCUUAUGGCGGACUUGUAUAUGGCAGAAGCUCUUUUGCAGAUUUAGAUACAAUGAAAACCAGAGACUUCAUCAAGGGAGGAAAUGCAGUUUUUACCCUAAGCUUCCACGAUCUCUCUUCCUUAGUCACCGGAGAUGAACUGCCUUGUCCACAUAUGGCAGCAGUAAAUUAUAACCAAUCACAUGACCUCGAUCAUGGCACAUGCUCAUCACGGAUCCCAACGACUGUCCAACCAUCUCCGACAACCACUGGUGACUGGAUCAUGACCACAGUCCAACCACCUCCCGUGACAACCGACGACAGCAUUUUUGGCUUCUCUCCAGCUAUAGUGGCGUCUCCUGUCCUCACCUUUCUGCUAGCACUGAUUCUAAUGAUACCAUAAUAUAUUGCACUUUCUCACCUCACCUAAAAAAGCACAAAAGAUGCAACAUUUGGAAAUGGUGAAAAUUAUUGAUGGGAUUUUUAUGUAUGUAAUAUGGGAAAACAAAG